CCAUUGACAUGAAAAUGAGUGUAUCGGACCGAAGCACAACUCUGUCUCUGCUUACACAAUCUGUAAUUGCAACGCAUCGGCUGAAGUUCUUCUAGAAUACAAAAUGAGCAAUCCAAGGAAAUGCUGAGAGGAAACGGCUGAAAGUGAAACCAUGUCUAAUAUUAAGGAGAGGUCAGCAGCUGCUGUGAUAGGGUGUCUUUGUGGCGAUGCCGCAGCUCAACCUAUUCAUUGGAUAUACAACCUGGGCAAAUUACAGGCCAUUCUGUCAGCUCUUGAAUAUCCAGAAUUUCGCUUCCCCUCGGCGAAUCCCUACUACCGCAUCGACACUGGCAAGAAUACAUGUUAUGGAGACCAGGCCAUGGCUCUUCUUGAAUCGCUCGUGAGAUGUAAAGGUCUCGACGUAAAAGAUUAUGCUACGACUCAGUAUCGCUACUUUGGUCCCGAAUCUGAGUACGAAAACAAACUGAAUGCAGCGUUUGUGAUCAAAUCUGGCGUCCAGAAAAACUUUCCCAUCCACGGACCAUGGAGAGACAAAGUCCUCAAAGAUUUCCUCGUCAAAUAUGCAACAAAGGAAGAGGAAACAGGUAGCGAUGAUAUGACUGACAUGCAUGCUGUCAUCCAGGUCGUUCCCGUCGUUGCACUCUACGCUGGCCAGCCGGAGAUGCUAGAGAAGGUGGAAGAAGCCGUCUCGGUCACCAUGACAGCAGAUGAAGCCAUCGUUCACAGCCUGGCUGCCGCUAGGAUUUUGGAAUACUUUAUCUUGAACGGAAGCAAUGGCAAUGUCCUUGAUGAUGUCAUCAAGGAGCUUAGAGAUCCCAACAGGACAAGCCCACAUUCUUUGGACAAGGCCGUCAUAGGAUUCCUGGAGAAAGUCAAGAGGAACCGUACUGUUCCACACUUCAAUGCAGCCACCAAAGUCUUCAAAAAUAACUGAUAUUUGCCCGGGGCGUUUCAGUCCGCCCUACAUGCCCUGUUUAACAGCACCGACUACGCUGAGGGAAUCCGACUGACCUUGAAGGCUGGGGG
Molecule: messenger RNA, 1026 nt
Organism: Lytechinus pictus (painted urchin)
Lineage: Eukaryota; Metazoa; Echinodermata; Echinoidea; Temnopleuroida; Toxopneustidae
Product: crystallin J1A-like
Exons: 7
Coding region: 152-934 (260 amino acids)
Source: RefSeq, a predicted model, not a curated record